GUCCUAUAGCAAAGCUACGAUGCUCUCUUCAAGCCUUCCGCGGCAUUGUGCUCGCAUUUCUCGUGCGGUUGUCGACUCGGAAAGUAUCUUCUGGUUAAGUCGUCGGUUACAAAAAUUUCGGCCCUCCUCUUCAAAAGCAAAUCAAGACGGAAAAUGACCAAUUUCCUAGCUCUGUCGGUGAUCGCACUGGCAUGCGUGAUCGUCAACGGUCAGCAAACGUCAGAUCAGAAACCUGUUUUUGGACAGACAUUCGAUGAAAUCGUAGUGUCAUCGGAUUUAAACGUUAGGAGAAAGUCCAAGGAAAAUCGUCAGGGUAAAACGUUGUUUAACAUACCUUCGCUCACCACCGGUCCCCCUGAAAAAUCCACUGCAGUCGCGGCGAGGUUCACUGCCAAUGAUGGCAGUCAAGUCACCUCUGAAAAUAGUCAAACAAAACGGGAAAUUUCAAAUUUAGAAAAAAGGUAUUUCGACAUGGACGUCGCAGCAUACCUGUUGAAAUCUCGGAAACGAUGAAAAUUCCACCCCGAGGACAACCGCACGAUCCUCACACACCCAUUCCGACCAUACCUUUCGACCCAAUUUCGGACCAUGGCUCAUGUAACAAAAAGGAUAAUAAAAAUUUUCUGUGUCACAGCAA
Molecule: messenger RNA, 637 nt
Organism: Osmia bicornis bicornis
Lineage: Eukaryota; Metazoa; Arthropoda; Insecta; Hymenoptera; Megachilidae
Exons: 4
Coding region: 154-513 (119 amino acids)
Source: RefSeq, a predicted model, not a curated record